Messenger RNA from Loa loa (African eye worm), 219 nucleotides. RefSeq lists its product as hypothetical. Bases 1 to 219 code for a protein of 72 amino acids. The record is from RefSeq and is a predicted model, not a curated record. NCBI's taxonomy places the organism in Eukaryota, Metazoa, Nematoda, Chromadorea, Rhabditida, Onchocercidae. The transcript has 2 exons.
AUGCAAGAAAUACUCUGUCGAACAAUACGAUCAAAAGCUCGAAUUGAGCUAAUAUCAAAUGAAAUUGAGAGCAAACUUGUUUCGAAAAUUAAGAAUCCAUGUUUCGCUUUAUAUGAUGAGUCGAUAGAGGUUCCUAAUUGCAACGCCGACAACAUCAUUAAAGAGGAAUUAUUGAUUUUGCGUGGCUGGAAACAACGUCAGAAGGUAUCGACGUUAUGA